Yarrowia lipolytica CLIB122 is the source of this 567-nucleotide messenger RNA. RefSeq names its product ribosome biogenesis protein RLP24. The record is from RefSeq and is a predicted model, not a curated record. Gene Ontology annotation, cellular component: nucleolus. Gene Ontology annotation, biological process: ribosomal large subunit biogenesis. Lineage: Eukaryota; Fungi; Ascomycota; Dipodascomycetes; Dipodascales.
AUGCGAGUGUACAACUGUCAUUUCUGCUCGUCGCCAGUGUAUCCCGGUAAGGGAAUCAUGUUCGUGCGUAACGACUCCAAGGAGUUUCGUUUCUGCCGAUCCAAGUGCCACAAGAACUUCAAGAUGAAGCGAAACCCCCGAAAGCUGCGAUGGACCAAGGCGUUCCGAAAGGCUGCUGGCAAGGAGAUGGUGGUGGAUUCCACCCUGGCCUUCUCUGCCCGACGAGACGUGCCCGUGCGAUACAACCGAGACCUCGUGGAGAAGACUCUGGAGGCCAUGGAGAAGGUGGAGGAGAUCCGGCUCAAGCGAGAGCGGGCCUUCUACAAGAACCGAAUGCGGGGCAACAAGGCCGCCCAGCUGGAGGAGGACCGAAAACUGGUCGAGGCUCACCCCGAGCUGCUGCGAGAGCGAGAGGUGGAGCUCCGACGAAUGCAGGAGGCCGGCGAGGACGACGACGACGAAGACAUGUCCGAGAUGGAGGUGUCCGAGGAGGAGGAGUCCGAGGAGGAGCGGGAGAAGGUCGAGAUUGCGCUCAAGUCCAAGAGCAAGCGAAAGAUGCGAGCUUGA